This is a messenger RNA of Brassica napus (rape), 1293 nucleotides long. RefSeq names its product SWR1-complex protein 4. Gene Ontology annotation, biological process: DNA repair; negative regulation of transcription by RNA polymerase II; chromatin remodeling. Bases 171 to 680 code for a protein of 169 amino acids. Gene Ontology annotation, cellular component: Swr1 complex; NuA4 histone acetyltransferase complex. The transcript is spliced from 7 exons. Gene Ontology annotation, molecular function: transcription corepressor activity. The record is from RefSeq and is a predicted model, not a curated record. Lineage: Eukaryota; Viridiplantae; Streptophyta; Magnoliopsida; Brassicales; Brassicaceae.
CUAAGUGAGUCCAAAGGUUUAAGCAUUCUUUCGUGCUCAAAAAUCCCCAAUUCGCCAAGCUCGUCGAAGCUCGAAACCCUAAAGUUCUGAAUCGAUCCUGAUCGAAUCGAAGACCGUAUCGUUUCUGGAUUGGCUGAUAGCUACUCGUUAAACUCGAAAUCGUAAUCGGAAUGGGCGGUACGGACGCGAAGGACAUCCUCGGGUUGCCGAAGACUCCACUGUCUUUAGCUCAGGAGAAGAGAUCUCGACCCCAGAAGGAGUCCCAUCGAAAACCCGAUGGCAUUUCUCGCGAGGUAGCUUGGCAAUGGCUUCCCGUCAAGAGUUCUGCUAGGAGUGAUGAUUUGCAGCUCUUCCAUUGGGUAUGUUCCUUAGCUUUGGAACCUUAUUACACAAAGGUUGAGCAUUUGAUUCUUUCUAAUGUCAUGUGUAUUGUCAGGUUAGAGUGGUUAAUGAUGUUCCACCAUCAGUCAGUUGAUGUCCUGAAAUACACUGACGAUGAGUAUGAGAACCAUUUAACGGACCCUGUGUGGACCAAGGAAGAGACAGAUCAGUUGUUUGAAUUGUGUGAAAGGUUUGAUCUCCGUUUCACUGUGAUUGCUGAUCGCUUUCCAUUAUCCCGGACUUUAGAGGAAUUGAAGGAUCGUUACUAUAGUGUAACUCCGGGCCCUGCUGCGUGCUAGAGCUCAGUGUUGGCAAACCAUCCUCUUAUAAAGGUUCCAUGUAUAAAAUCUAUCUCACAUCAAUUCACAACUUGUGUCCUUUUAUGGCCUGGUUUUGAUGUGUCACGUAAUUUCAGCUACAGUAUAAAGAAUCAGAAGGUUCAUCACACCGUGAAGGGACAUAUGCCGCAAUGCCGGAUACUCCAAAGGUCAGCAUCAUAACUUGAAUCGUCAAUUCUUACUGCAGUUUCAUCCUUGUAUGGAUAUAUUAUCUCUAAUCCUUUGUGUAUGAUCAGGAUCGCAUCUGAGCCAUUCAGUUUUGGAGCUGAAAGACCAAUCAAGAAGGAACAAAAGCGCAAGGUAAUCCAGAUCAGAGUCUAGUCUUUGUAUCAUAUAUAUGGAUUUCUAUGAAAGUAUAUAAACCCUACAGGGUCCUGGAAGACAAUCAGAUACUCCUUCACCAGCUCAUAAGAGGCCCAGAAAAUUGAAAGCAUCUGAUCUCUGACUGCAAUACUGAUUUCCAAUUUUUUUUUUUUGAAUAAAUUUUAAAUUUUAUUUAUCCAAAACUUUUGUACAUAAGAAUGUGUAAACACUGUGAUUGAAAUAAAAACAAAGACAUUAUUCUAGUAUUUAA